AGUGCUUGGAUUGGCCGCCUUUAAAAACACGUAAGUAAUAAUAUCCUUCUUUUGAUCUCUAAUUGUAAAUCAUUGGUUCCAAUGGAAAAUUGAUUCAUCUAGCUGGCAUCCAGGAUGUAAUAUCUUUUGAUCCAAUCAAUAUACAUGAUUAUCUUUUGUAAAAAAAAAAAAAAAGAGAUUCAUCUAGCUAGCUAGCUUAUUAUAUGUUCUUUUGCAGCUUCUAUUUCGAUUUCAGCAUGACAUACAUUGGAGCGGGGAUGAUAUGCUCCCGCCUUGUCAACCUGUCACUGCUUUUCGGCGCUGUUGUCUCGUACGGUGUAAUGUGGCCCCUUAUUGGUGGGAAGAAAGGAGACUGGUUUCCUUCCUCGUUACCAGAAAGGAUAUCUUGCCUUCUCCAUCGUCUCCGUCGUGGUUAUCCCUCUCAUGUUCCCCCAGGUCAAAUGGUACUAUGUAGCCGUCGCCUACAUUCUGGCUCCCGCCCUCAGCUUCUGCAACGCAUACGGCGUCGGUCUAACAGACAUGAAUAUGCCCUACAACUACGGCAAAGUAGCCCUCUUUGUACUUGCAGCACUCUCAGGGACGGAGAAUGGCGUCAUCGCAGGGAUGGUAGGGUGUGGGCUAAUCAAGUCCAUCGUCUACAUCUCUUCCGAUUUGAUGCACGACUUUAGGACGGGACAUCUCACCCUUACCUCUCCACGGUCUAUGGUUCUAUGCCAAGCUGUUGGCAUGGCCAUAGGCUGUUUUGUCGCGCCACUGGCCUUCUUCAUGUUCUACAAGGCCUACGACGUUGGGGACCCAAACAACGAGUACAAGGCUCCCUACGCCCUCAUAUACAGGAACAUGGCGGUCCUGGGAGUUGAAGGCUUCUCUGCCCUGCCCUGGCACUGCCUGCUUCUGUGUUGGGUGUUUUUUGGGUUCGCCAUUGUCGCCAAUAUGUUGAGGGACUUGCUGCCCAAGCGAGCCGGGAACUGGAUUCCGCUGCCCAUGGCUAUGGCUGUGCCUUUCCUGGUAGGAGGGUAUUUUGACAUCGACAUGUGCGUGGGGACCCUGGUUGUCUUUCUGUGGCACAAGUUGGACAGCGCGAAGGCUAAGGUGAUGGUUCCUGCUGCAGCUUCGGGCUAAUUUGUGGAUAUGGGUUGUGGAUUCUGCUCGCAUCCGUUUUUGCGCUGCUUAAAGUGACCCCUCCGAUUUGUAUGGGUUUCACCCCUAGUAAGAGGAGGUUUGGGGAAAAGGGGGAAGGAUGAAGAGGAAGAUGAAAGGUUGAGCCAGCAGUAGUGUUAUGUUUCUCAAUGACAUUUUACUACCAUGGUGGAUUCUGCCCACACCCAGCCCUUUUUCUAUGCUUUAAUAUUGUCUAUCUAACAAACAACUGGGACAAUUUUCUUCUCUCAACUCUCUCAAUGAUGGAAUAGAUUGAUAUAAUAGGAAGGAUUUUUUUUUUAAUGUUUUUAGAAGGGAAGUUGGAAUCUUGGUAGGAAGAAUAUAAACUUCCUUCACAUUUAUAUAAUAGGAAAUUUAUAUAAUAGGAAGGAUGUUUCAGAAAAGUGAGUGAGGGGAGAGAAGGUAAAAUACACAUGACUCACCUACUGUCAGUGAGAGUUGGUGCUUCAUUGAACCCGCAUAAUAUCAACCUCAACCAAUAUAUAUACAGUAGUGCAGAUAUGGAGUUUGCCACAUCAGCUUCUUAAAAGCAACCCAUAAUUUUAGGAAGAGCAUUAGUGUCAUUGAAUACAUCUCUAUUUAAAGCCCCUGAAAAAGGACCCGCAGCUAGCCAGCCCACACAUUGAUGACAAAUUGGGCUGCCCAAUUUGGCCCGCUUUCAACCCCUAAACAAGUACCCUGUGCUAUAUACACAAAUGGAAAAUUGGGCCGCGGCUUUGCUCCUCCCGCUCUACUCUAAACAAUUUUUCCACAAACCCAAAUAGCAGCGGCCCAGCUACGAAUCUCCAGCAGCGGUACGACCCUAAUUGCCGCCGGAAACUCCUAUUCACCGACUCACCGUUGUCGUCGAUCAAUAUCUUCAGUACAUUACUAUAUUAGUACGUACAAAACGUUAUAAAUUAUUUUUAAAAUAAAAAUACAUUUAAAAGUUCGAUAACCGUUAUAAAAUGCUAACAAAAUGCAAAUGUCAAAGUGAAGAUAAGUAAAAUAUCAUUAAAUUAUUGAUUUCAUGUUUUAAUGUAUGAGUAUUAAACAUUCUAUAUGUAUUUUUUUUAACAAAACCAAACACAUUUUAUACGUGUUGUGUUGUAUAAAUGAAAGAUCAAACAAACUGGAAAAAAAUAAGACAACUUUACAAUAAUAAUGAAAUGUGAGUUUAAAUUCAUUUAUUACGGCAAUGGAUGCUAACUGAGUACUAAAUCUAAUUUUGCCAACUAUGUUUAACAUUUUGCUAACCGGUAAUGGAAUGCAUAGAUGAUCAGCCUUAAUGCUAACAUUUUGAUGUGUUAAAUGUGCGAUACUACAUAUAUGUGCUACCUAUAUCUCAAAAAAUAAAACCCAAAAUGACAUAUUAUUCGGGAGAUCGGGCCCCUGCCCCGUGGGAAUUAAAGGUAAAUUUCUUAUUAUUUAAAAUCUUUUACCCUAAUAAACUUUGUUUUCUCUCUAAAGGACAACUUUUUUUUGUCUUCCUUAAAUAAUUAGUUCCAACACACUGCGAGGGAUGGAACCAGCGUGUAUCAAGGGGGUCAUGCCCCCCCUAAACUUAAAAAUAUAAUGAAAGUUUGAUAUAACAACUAAAGUCUUUUGUAGCAUAGUGGUGCUGACACUUAUAUUUCUCCAUAGUUACCGUGAGGAUAAGGGUGCAAACCUCUGUUAUUUUUGGAAAGCUCAUUUUGCUUUAAUUGACUCUCAUUACACCCUUUUACGAUGAGGAUUGAGGAUGAGGGCAAGUCUCCUUUAUGUUUUCCUUCAAGACUCAUUUUGCUUAAAUUAAUAAAUUGGCUCUUCCUAGUUCAUACUAGGGAUGGCAUAUCAGACCGCGCGGGCGGGUACCCGCCCGAAAACCGGCUGGGCGGAGCAGUUUUUACCCGGAGUUGACGGUGAUUUAACGGAUUCGGGGAAACCCGUUAUCCGUGGAUAACGGACAUCGGGCGGUGACGGAGUCCAGGCUAUCCGCCCCGAGCCAUAAAAACGACGUCGUAUUAUGAGCAUAUAUAUAUCCAUCAGUCGAGCAGAGAAACCCUAAUCCCUAAUUGGAAAAGCGCCGCUCUCUCACUCUCUCUUCUCCUCUCAGUUCUCUGCUCUCAAUCGCCUCUCAAAUCGAUUCGAUCCCCCCCCCCCCCUCCCGCCCGCGAAAUUCUCUCCACCCAGGCUAUCAAUCAUUCAUUAUCCACCAAUCAAAGCCUAAUAUCCUCAUCGAUUUAGGCAAAGAACAACAUGCAAAAGGAGAAGAAUCAGAAGAUGACUGUUCCAAUCUCCGAUUCGAGGUUAUUGGGAGGAUUUGUCGUCGAUUAUUGUUCCGAUAAUCCAGAACUCGAGAUAAGUACCUUCCAAUUCAAUUCUUCUUUCUUGUUUCAGUUUCUUGCUUUAGUUUUAGGUUCGUUCAAAUUAACUCGAGUCGAUUGGUUCUUUCUAGGGCUCUUCUGUUUCAUCUUCAUCUGCACCUGGGACUGCAUGCAUGCUCUGAUACUCGAGGUAAUUCCUAAUCAAAUUUCCUUAGUCGGUUACUCAGUUAGUGUUUAGUAAUUAGUAGUUUGUUGUAUUGACUUUGACUCAUUGGAUUGUAAUGUUUGUACUUUUGUUUGAGUUUUUGCAGUUUUGUAUCAGGCAUCAGUUCACCAUCCACAACUCUGGACAAUAGACCCCCUCUGUCCAGAUUCGAGGUUAGUUAAAGAAUUAAGGACAUUUUACUUA
Molecule: messenger RNA, 3855 nt
Organism: Linum trigynum
Lineage: Eukaryota; Viridiplantae; Streptophyta; Magnoliopsida; Malpighiales; Linaceae
Source: the annotation of a GenBank genome assembly